Molecule: messenger RNA, 2432 nt
Organism: Seriola dumerili (greater amberjack)
Lineage: Eukaryota; Metazoa; Chordata; Actinopteri; Carangiformes; Carangidae
Gene: mlkl
Product: mixed lineage kinase domain like pseudokinase
Exons: 11
Coding region: 129-1535 (468 amino acids)
Biological process (GO): cell surface receptor signaling pathway; protein phosphorylation
Molecular function (GO): protein kinase activity; ATP binding
Source: RefSeq, a predicted model, not a curated record
UGAGCAGCGGAGGGAGGAGCUGAAGUCUACACAGCUACACUGCUUUUUCUCUUCUUCGCUCAGCACUCACACAGAAUACACGUCCGUCGAGACCGGCAGCUCUUACUGACUUCCACUUACAGCUGAUCAUGGACUACGUGGAGCCCAUCCUGACCAUUGUCUCAGAGAUCUACACACUGAUUGAGACUGUGAAGGCCAAUAAGAAGAGCUGCCAACGUGUUUUUGGCCGAGUCAAAUCCCUGGAGCAGCUGGUGAGGUCCAUCCAACAGAGAGGGACAGUCCAAGUCUCUGAUGACGUAGAAAAAGCCCUCAAGGAACUCAACAGCGUUCUGAAAUCAGCACAAACAAUCAUAGAUAAGUACGCCUCCUCUAACUGGGUGAAGCUCAUCCUGAAAUCCAGCAGCCACAAAGAGGAGUUCGUCAUUGUCAAUGAGCGCCUCAAUGAGACCUUCCAGCUGCUGUCUGGAGCUCUGCAAUUGGAGCAUGGGAAUGCGCUGUACAUGGUGUAUGUAGAGGUCUCCAAAAAGAAGGACGAUGAGGAUGCCGGGACAGAGGACGACGCAGAGCUGAAGGACUUGCUCCUGGAGAACAUGAGGGAACAGCAAGAGAAACUGGACGCCAUCAAAAGCGACGUGGAGAAGCUCAUAGAGAUAAUGAAUACGCCCCGCAAGGCUGAAGACAACCGAAUGAUCAAACAAAGCGAUCUGCAGUACGAGAGAAAGCCCAUCAUGAAGACAGCAACCUCAGAGGUCUACAAGGGAAAGUAUCAUGGAUUCGAAGUGGCCAUCAAGAGAUACACGGAGCCUGUGAACAAAAGCCCAAGGGAGAUACGUGCUUUUUUCGAGAGGGAGGUUAAAACCAUGAAACAGUUUCAGUCGCCCAACAUCCUGCGAAUGUAUGGCAUCUCUGUCCGGGAUGAAGACGGACCCAACCCUCAGUUCCUCGUUGUCACGGAGUACUGUGAGCUGGGAAGUCUCCGACAGGUUCUGGACUCUAACGUUGAACUGUCCUGGGCCAGGAAAGCUCAAAUGUGUCUGGACGCAGCACUAGGACUCUACCAACUACAUCACACUGGAGAAAGAAGUAGGGUUCAUGGAUGCAUCACCAGCAGCAAGUUCCUGGUGGCUGAGAACUUCAGGGUCAAGCUUGGAGGUUUUGAGCUGGCCAAAACAGAGACGUCAUUGAAAAGGUCGAAAAUUGUCGAGAGCAGGUCCUCGUGCUACGAAUCUCCUCAGAAGCUCAACGACAUCAACUACGAGUACAGCGACAAGUGUGAGAUAUACAGCUUUGGUAUCGUCUUGUGGGAAAUUGUAACUCGUAAGAUCCCUUUUCAAUUUUGUUCAAUUGAACAAAUCGAACAGAAAGUGUGCAAAGAGAGAUCUUGCGAACCGUUUCCUGACGACUGUCUUGACUGUCCUGAAGCACUGCGCAAGCUGAUCGACGACUGCCGGGAGUACGACGGCUUCCACAGACCCUCUGCUGGAGUGCUGGUGGAUGAACUGCAGGUCCUGGUGGCACAGUUAAAGAAGCAAUAAAAGUCUUCAACCUCUGCCAGUUCAUCACAAGUAUUCAGGAUUUCUGAAGGUUGAGAGGAAACAAAAUUGUUAAGUCAUAAAACCAAUCUAUAGAUAGAUAGAUAGAUAGAUAGAUAGAUAGAUAGAUAGAUAGAUAGAUAGAUAGAUAGAUAGAUAUAUAGAUAUAUAGAUAGUUAGUAGUGGUAAUAAUAGUUAAUAAACAUUCAUAGUUUAAUAGUUCAAUAUAUCACUUUGUAUAAAUCACCAAAAAAAGGUUUACAAGGCACUAAAAGACUUAAUGUGACUCUGGUGUAAGCUGCUGGAUUCCUUCUCCUGCAUCUUUUUACAGUUGUGGUGUGUUGUUUCAACAGCUGUAACUGAAAAUGUUUUUUUAAGUGAAUGUAUUUUAACCUGUUAGAACUUGGAUUCCUUUGGAGCUGGUAGUAAUUUCAGGGAACUUUGGAGAAGCCAUAUAUACCAAGAAAAUGCUGUGAUUUCAACAGAGCAGCUGUAUUUUAUAGCAUUUAUCAACCACAGGACAGCAGGCCUUCACUACCUUAUAAAUCCUGUCUUUGUAAAUGAGCCGUAUAUAAAUCUCACACAUGCACCAAACUGUUUCUCAGGAGAUUUUAACACCAGCUCUGGAGACUGCUGUAACUCCAUCGCAUCAAACUGAAAAUGUCUCCACCUAGUGGUGACAAACGUUACGUUUUCAUGCUGUUACAAAAUUCCAUCCUUGUGUUUCAUGUAAUUUAGCCUUUAGCUUUGACCAUUGAGUCUGUGAACAAAAGCAGUGUUUCAUGCAGCAUGACUGGUUUCAAUAAGAAUUCAGUCUUCUUCACUCAAACUGAUGAAAAGAGAAACCACAGAGGGGGAGUUGUAUUCUUAUUUUCAAUAAAAUUUCGUAUUUUAACCCAA